Penicillium alfredii is the source of this 1194-nucleotide messenger RNA. RefSeq lists its product as uncharacterized. The record is from RefSeq and is a predicted model, not a curated record. The coding region runs from base 1 to 1194 and encodes 397 amino acids. The transcript is spliced from 2 exons. Lineage: Eukaryota; Fungi; Ascomycota; Eurotiomycetes; Eurotiales; Aspergillaceae. Gene Ontology annotation, biological process: spliceosomal complex disassembly. Gene Ontology annotation, cellular component: U2-type post-mRNA release spliceosomal complex.
AUGAGUUCAUUUUCGAAUCGCCGAAAGCCCCGCAAGGUGGGCGGGGAUGAGGAAGACGAAGGGGGUGCUGCUCCAGAGCCCGUUGUCAAGCGGCCUGCGGCCUCCAAAACAAACCAGAAAUCCAAAUUGCGCCUCUCAUUCGGCCCCGGCGAGACGUCUAUGGCCGAUGAUGGCGAUCAGGAAAGCGAAGUGAUCAUACCAAAACGAUAUGGCCUGGGUCGUAAAGCAAUGGAACGGAGCGCGUUCCAGCGGACCAUUCCGUCUGGAUCAUCGGAGAAAGUCUCUGCUCGCGUGGGUCAGGAUCAAGACCGGCCGAGCUACAGCAAUGAAUACUUGAAGGAACUCCGAGACUCAACCCCUUCGACGCCCAAAACAAGCACGGAUGAGGAGAAAGAAAGGACCGUGGAUGUAGCAGCUAAGUUCGGGGAGGUCAUGAAGGUCUCGGCGCCGUCUGCUAUCCCUAGUGAAGCGGAGAUCCGCGAGAAGAAAGCCCGGCGCGCAAGGCUUGCCAUGGAACAUGGCGCCAAGGAAGACGACUUCAUUGCACUUGACGACAACGCUGGGAAUGAGGAUGACUGGGAUGCAAUAGCGAGGGGAGAGAAGGUUCAAAAUACGCGGUUGAUCCGGGACGACGAAGACUUUGCGGAAGGGUUUGACGAGUAUGUCGAGGACGGCAAGAUAUCGCUAGGCAGGAAAGCCGAGCGCGAACAAAAACGAAAGGAGCGGGAGGCGAUGCGCGAUCUUAUCGAUGAUGCUGAGGGGGCCUCUGAUGAAGAGGACUCGGACUUGGAGGAGAAAGCCGCCUACGAGGCCACCCAGACUAAGUCCGCCAUUGGGAAUGGCAGGUCGGACCGUAUCGACCGGCCCCGGACGCCUCCCAAGAUGACUUCACUCCCGCGACUGGCCCACAGUUUCGAACGAUUGCGCACUUCUUUGGCGGCCAUGGAGACAUCCAAGACGCAAAUGAUCAGUCGCAUGGAAGAGCUGCGAAAAGAAAAAGCCGAUAUUGCUGUCCGUGAGGUGGAAAUUCAGGCCAUGAUCAAGGAAGCCGGUGACAAUUACGAGCGGCUCAAGCAAGAAGCUGGUGUUGACCCGAACGCACAAGAUGCAUCGGCGGGGGCCUUGGAACAGUCGCGCGGUCUCGAGAGUAUUGGUGCACCCAUGGCAAUUUCGGAUUCCAGCGAUGAAAGCUGA